AUGGAAAUCUCCGGGCAGGGAAAGCAGACAAGCUGCCACUGGGAAUCCAGUGAGAUUGAGUUUCGCGAGCUCUGCAUGGAGCUGUCUCCUCUGCUACGCGAAUCACGUCGGCAAAAUCACGUCGAUGCUGUCAAGUUUCGCGAUCUCUGCAGGGAGAUGUCUCUGCUGCGCGAAUCACUGUUGCAAUAUCGCGUCGAUGUCGAGUUUCGCAAUCUCUGCAAGGCGCUAUCUCCUCUUCUUCAGGAACUAUCAGCACCAGACGAUCCUGUCGAAAGGGUAAAGGACAAUUCCCCAUCCCGGCUAGAAUGGAUUCGUCUGAAGCGUACCGAAGGCGCUCGGAGUAAUUAUUUGGACAUACUUAUGCAGAUGGUGGGACUGGAAGAUGCCAAGGCACUGUUUCUUCGGAUGUGGGCCAUAGUACAGAUAGCGAAGAAGCAGAAAAAGGAGCUGUCGAAGAGCGACUUAACUAUAGCUAUCGUGGGUAAUCGCGGAAUAGGGCGAUCAAUCGUGGAAACCUUGUACGACAACUUUCUACAAGGGCUGGGCGUGCCUGGCUUCGCCUACUGCUAUACCAGGGGUGAGACCCACGAUCGCAAGAUCAGACUCGAUCUACCGGAUUACUCUGAUGAUGAGCUGCAGCGGAUCAUGGCAAGGAUAAUCGCUGGCACGCAGUGGAAGGUUGAGGGAGGGCCCAAUGGGAAAUAUAUGUGGAUGAUGGUACGUCUUGUGGGCAGUGCGCGCGGGCCAGGCUUUCACAAUGUGUUCGCCUUGAAGGAAGCGUGGAGUAGAGCCCUGGAUCGACAGGCGGAGCGCAUCCACCAGGAACAGCGCGAGGGGAGGCACCCGGACUGUCUGUUGCUCACCGGAGAGGAUCUAAUCGGCCCGAGUCCAGCCAAGGCCCAUCGCGAAAGCCCAGCAUGGACCAAGCUCCAGGCUAUGAUCGGGAUGGAGGCCGUCAAGUCCUCUGUACAGCUCCUGUUCGAUCGUACGACUUGGAACUAUCACCGCCUACAGCACGGCUAUGUACCGCUACAAUCCAGCCUGAAUCGCGUGUUCCUGGGGCCGCCGGGCACAGGAAAGACCACAGUUGCCAGGCUCUAUGGGCAACUCCUAGCCGAUCUCGGGCUGUUGUCGAGCGCAGAGGUUGUUGUCAAGAACCCGUCGGAUCUUAUUGCUCCCUACCUCGGGCAGUCCGAACACAGAACUAAGAAGAUCCUGCAGGAGACAAAGGGUAAGGUGUUAAUAAUCGAUGAUGCCUACAUGCUAUAUCCUGGAGCGAAGGCUGGCGCAAAUAGUCACUCGGACGAGUAUCGAAUUGCAGUGAUCGACACAUUGGUCGCCGAGCUGGAUAAUACCCCCGGCAAUGACCGGUGUGUGAUCCUUCUAGGUUACGAGGAAGAGAUGCAAGAAAUGUUCCGGAAGAGCAAUCCCGGGCUGGCCCGACGGUUUGCCCUAGCUGAUGCGUUUCGUUUCACAAACUACACCGUGGAGCAACUCGGCCAGAUUCUAGACCUGAAGUUGAACGAGCAAGGCUUACAGGCAACAGCCGAGGCCCGGAAAGUUGCGAUGCAGAUGCUAGAAAAGGCGUCCGAGCGACCCAACUUCGGAAAUGGCGGAGAUGUUGAGAAUCUCCUCAGCCACGCCAGAGACGCGUACGGGAAGCGUAUCGCAAUCACACCACUGUUGGAGAGCCCAGUAGAUGUCGUGCUCGAGCCGGAGGACUUUGAUCUGCAUCACCGCCGGCAUCUGCAGGCCGCAGCCGCGUGUGAAUCUCGUUUUCAGGACCUGGUCGGGGUGGAGGAGAUCAUCGUCCAGAUGCAAGAAUACCAGAAGGCGGUCGCUAGCAUGCGGCGGAGAGGCGUCAAUCCCCGUCCGUAUAUCCCAUUUACGUUUGUCUUUCAGGGCCCCCCAGGCACAGGCAAGACAUCCACAGCGCGGAAGGUGGGCCAGAUCUUCUAUGAUAUGGGCUUUCUGUCGUCAGCAGAGGUGAUCGAGUGCUCGGUUAGCGACCUGAUUGCGUCGUACCAGGGACAGACAGGGAAGCAGGUGAUGGACCUGUUGGAACAAGCGCUGGGGAAGGUGCUGUUCAUCGAUGAGGCAUAUCGGCUAGCGGACGGCGGAUACGAGAAGCAGGCGGUCGACGAGCUGGUGGAUGGGCUUACCAAGACGCGGUAUGCCCAGAAACUUGUCGUGGUGCUCGCGGGGUACAACCGCGAGAUGGUCGAGCUGAUGAAGGUAAACCGGGGGCUACGGAGCCGGUUUCCCACCGACGUUGUCUUCCACCCUCUGUCAGCGGCUGGCUGUUGGCGAGUACUUCAGAACGAGCUGACAUCCGUGAACAUCCGGAUUGUAGAAGAAAGGGGCGGCGCUACCAAGGUAACGGGGGUCUUCUCUAGACUAAGAAAGAUGGAGAGCUGGGCAAACGCACGCGAUGUGAAGCGACUGGCCGGUGUCUUGGUUCGACAGAUCUUCAGCAGGGCGGAGGAUGACAAAGACCCUCAUGUCACCACUGAGGAAAUAUACCAGCAACUGGAGCUGGAGGAAAGCAAGUUGAGGGUUGAGGAGACCGAGGCCGAUGCAGCCGCACUGCCAUGCGAGGAUACAGAGUGGCCUAAAGCCAUGCGCAAUCUGGUGUCCCGGUUGUACGAGGAUUAUAAACAAACCGGAGAGGUAUCGGCGUUGGAGGAUAUCGUGCAUGCUCAACAGAUUGUGGCUGCCACCUGA
Aspergillus bombycis is the source of this 2724-nucleotide messenger RNA. RefSeq lists its product as uncharacterized. Gene Ontology annotation, molecular function: ATP binding; ATP hydrolysis activity. The coding region runs from base 1 to 2724 and encodes 907 amino acids. The transcript has 2 exons. The record is from RefSeq and is a predicted model, not a curated record. NCBI's taxonomy places the organism in Eukaryota, Fungi, Ascomycota, Eurotiomycetes, Eurotiales, Aspergillaceae.